AUGGCGGAGGCGGGGGAGGCGGCCGUGCUGGCCUGGAUGGACCAGGCGCUCGACGUGGCUAAGGAGGCGCUGGAGAAAGGGGAGGUUCCCGUGGGCUGCCUGCUGGUCUACAACGGCGAGGUCAUAGGCAGGGGCAGGAACGAAGUCAACGAGACGAAGAACGCUACUCGACAUGCAGAAAUGGUGGCAAUCGACCAGGUCCUUGAGUGGUGCAAGCAGCACAAGAGGGAUUAUCGGGAGGUGUUCCCGCAGCUGGUGCUGUACGUAACUGUGGAGCCCUGUAUCAUGUGUGCAGCUGCUCUGCGCUUGAUGAAAAUUCCACGGGUUGUGUACGGCUGUCGAAAUGAGCGAUUUGGCGGCUGUGGCUCCGUUUUGAGCAUCUCAUCUGAUGAUAUGGUGGACUCAGGAGACCCAUUUGAAUGCUCUUCUGGCUAUCGUGCUGAAGAAGCAGUGGAAUUGUUAAAAGCUUUUUACAGACAAGAAAAUCCCAAUGCACCAAAAUCCAAAGUACGGAAAAAGGAUCGUCGUCAGUAGCCCUACACUUACCAAAAAAUAAUAUGUGAAGGUUUCUUCAGCAUGCUGCUUUUUGAAAAUGUGCAGUUCAAUCAAACUAUGUUUCAUUUUCUCUUCAGAGUUUUUACUAAUAGGAUACUUAGUACCUGUUCCUACGUUUUUAUAUUUAUGGUUUCUUGUUACCAUGACAAAUCAAGAGUAAAUGGCUGUUUUUAGAAAGAGGAAAAUUGGUGGUUCAAGUCCACUUGUUUACAGACAGAUCCAUUAAAAUGGUGCUUCUGUACAGUACAUUCUAGAAUAUUUUUUUCCUUCUGUGUGUGGAGAAGCAUCUUGCUUUUCAAUAGCAAAUGUUUGCUUAGGCAAGCAAGCAACUCUCUUAGAAGGUUACAUUUGUAAGUCCUUUACAGUCUGUGUGUGUAUGUUCAUUCAAAAGGCAUAUAAAGGAAUUGGACAGUC
Messenger RNA from Agelaius phoeniceus (red-winged blackbird), 969 nucleotides. RefSeq names its product adenosine deaminase tRNA specific 2 (gene ADAT2). Gene Ontology annotation, biological process: tRNA wobble adenosine to inosine editing. Gene Ontology annotation, cellular component: cytoplasm; nucleus. Gene Ontology annotation, molecular function: zinc ion binding; tRNA-specific adenosine-34 deaminase activity. The record is from RefSeq and is a predicted model, not a curated record. Lineage: Eukaryota; Metazoa; Chordata; Aves; Passeriformes; Icteridae.